Mangifera indica (mango) is the source of this 913-nucleotide messenger RNA. Its product is annotated as MOB kinase activator-like 1A. Gene Ontology annotation, biological process: signal transduction; positive regulation of protein phosphorylation. The coding region runs from base 129 to 776 and encodes 215 amino acids. NCBI's taxonomy places the organism in Eukaryota, Viridiplantae, Streptophyta, Magnoliopsida, Sapindales, Anacardiaceae. Gene Ontology annotation, molecular function: protein kinase activator activity. Gene Ontology annotation, cellular component: nucleus; cytoplasm. The transcript has 7 exons. The record is from RefSeq and is a predicted model, not a curated record.
GGCACAAUCAAACAAGUUAAAAAAUAAAAAUAAAAAGCCAGAAAUUAAGGAAGCUUUUCCAGUUUUUGAGCCGAAUAAAAUAAAUAAAUAAAUCGCGCACACGCAGACGCACGAGUCGUUCUCCGACCAUGAGCCUCUUCGGUUUAGGGAGAAAUCAGAGGACAUUUCGCCCAAAAAAGAGUGCCCCAUCAGGGAGUAAGGGUGCACAGCUUCGGAAACAUAUUGAUGCGACCCUAGGUAGUGGAAACCUGAGGGAAGCAGUAAGGCUUCCUCCUGGGGAGGAUCUAAAUGAGUGGCUUGCUGUCAACACUGUGGAUUUCUUCAACCAGGUAAAUCUGCUGUAUGGUACCCUAACAGAAUUCUGUACUGCUGAGAACUGCCCUACAAUGACAGCAGGCCCCAAGUAUGAGUACAGAUGGGCAGAUGGUGUACAAAUCAAAAAACCUAUUGAGGUCUCUGCUCCAAAAUAUGUGGAAUAUUUAAUGGACUGGAUUGAGUCUCAGCUUGAUGAUGAGUCCAUAUUUCCUCAAAAGCUUGGUGUUCCAUUUCCGCCCAACUUUAAGGAUGUUGUGAAAACAAUAUUCAAAAGAUUGUUCCGUGUAUAUGCUCACAUUUAUCACUCUCACUUCCAAAAAAUUGUGAACCUUAAGGAAGAAGCUCAUCUGAACACAUGCUUCAAGCACUUCAUACUAUUUACCUGUGAAUUUGGUCUAAUUGACAAGAAGGAGCUUGCUCCACUUCAGGAGCUUAUAGAUUCCAUUAUCGUUCCGUACUGAACAGUGAUCAUGGGUUUGGCAUAUCCUGAUAGAAAAGCUAUUAUUUUUAGGGAUAUGAAUAAAGUUCAAUUAAUACUAUAUAUGACAUAAUUGUCGCUUACACUGCACAAUAUUAUAAAUUCCCUGAAUUUGCUGUA